This is a messenger RNA of Epinephelus fuscoguttatus (brown-marbled grouper), 2379 nucleotides long. It is a transcript of the gene ccdc15, whose product is annotated as coiled-coil domain containing 15. The record is from RefSeq and is a predicted model, not a curated record. The coding region runs from base 241 to 1572 and encodes 443 amino acids. Gene Ontology annotation, cellular component: centrosome. The transcript has 10 exons. Lineage: Eukaryota; Metazoa; Chordata; Actinopteri; Perciformes; Serranidae.
GAAGAUUAAAUGAGCGAAACUCAAACAAACCUGUUGGUGUUCAGCAACUGUUCACAAACGUUAGCGGGUCAUUUCUUUGUUUUAUUGUUCAAACAUUAAGCGAAUAUCGUGCGUUAUACAGUCCUUAAAACCACCAUAUUGUUACGUAAAUAUCAAUCUAUAACGAGGCCCACUGAACACGAACAAAGUAUUUAAAAAAGCAGUGAGAUAGCAUCCUAGCUAACGAGGCUAACGUCACUAAUGAGUGCCACCCGGCGGAUGACAGCGACAAGCUGCAGGUGUAAAGCUUCAGUCAGCCGGACGAAGGAGCCCCCAGCCCCCAGAGGAGCCAACAAGGUGCUGGCUGAGAGGAACCCGGCGGUGGUGGCGGUGGGAGCCUGGGUGGAGGGCGGACAAGACUUCCUGGAGCACCCGUCUGCUCUGGCUUUGCUAACCGAGGAGAUCCAGGCAGAGAAGAGGAGGGAGAAUGAAGAGAGCCUCCGACGAUUUCAGGAUGAAGUACGCCAUCGUGUGGCACAGCAGGCUCAAGUCAGCAAGAAGAGAUGGCAGCCUCAGACGGACUCAGUGAUGAAACCUGACAGGAGAACCCCACAACAGCAGUAUCAGGGCUGGACCCAGCAUGUGUCUGAUGGUGAGACACUGAUGUCUGCAGGAGGAGUUGCACAACAGCGAGUGACAGAGAGGAGCUCUCAGGAGUCUAGUGGGGGCAUGAGGCAGGUCAGACUCAGACUGGCCGCCUGUCGGAUGAUCUCGCACGGGGAAAUGAAUUCAGAUCUUCCUGGAGGCGAAUGGAACAUCUCUCCCAGCACACAUAGAGCCGGAUCUCAUGUGCUGAGAGCAGAGCAGGAGGAGGAGGAUGUUCAGGAGGAAGAAGAAGAAGAAGAGGAGGAAGAGGAGGAUCAUUAUCUCUUUACCAGUCAACACGAAUGUCCCCUUGUUCAGCAGAAGGUGAGCGGACCUGUGUCGUGGGAUGCUGACAAAUCACAGCCUGAUCCUGAUUUCAAGUCCAGCCUCCGAGUCUCACAGGCCCUGUGGCCUCUGACUAACCAAGAGGAACUGAAAAGACAGCGUCAGUCUCAGUUCCUGAUGCACCGCCGUCUGUACAUGAACAUGGAGAGAGAGCAAGUGAAGGAGAACAAGCAGAACAGGAAACACCUGAAGAGGACAGCAAGGAUCAAAGCGGAGAAAGAACAGAGCCGUCUGGAGGAAGAGAGAAAGCUGGAGAGAGUUCGGCAGCUGGCGGAGGCCCGACAGAAGCUGGAGGAGAGAGAGCUGCUGAUUCUGGAGCGGCUGAAGCUGGAGGAGGAGGAGAGAGUGGUGGAGCUGCAGAGGAGGAGGAUGAGAAGAGAGGAAAAAGGGAAAGUAGCUGUGAGGUACAUUGAGGCUCUGAGAGCUCAGAUGAAAGAGCGACUGUCUCAGGAGAAGCUGGAGCCGCCUCCUCUCUGCUGCUGUGCGUCCUCGUUCUGGGACUCUCACCCCGACACCUGUGCUAACAACUGUGUCUUCCAUAACAAUCCCAGAGCGUACGCCAAGGCGUUACAUUCAACACUGUUGAGUUUGGAGGUACAGUAAACGAAGAUGAUGAUGAAGUAGACUCCUUGCUGUCCAACAUUUUGGGUAAUACGGAUGAGAAGAUUGAUGUGUGUCAAAUCAGACGGAGGUGUUUGCCAUCUGGCACCAAGAAAUAAACAUUACAUGUACGUAAGGUUUGAAGAAAAUCUAAAAUGUAAACCUAAACUUUAUCUGGUUUGAUGUGGAUGACUGUGAUAUCAGGUUGGUUGCUGUCUGGCACAGAGAGAGGUCCAGGAUGUGUUUAGCCUCCAGGCUGAAAUAUCUCAACAAAUAUGGAUGUAUAUUUUCUACAAGCACCCAUGUUUUCCACAAGAUGAAUCCAACUGACUUUUAUGAUCCCUGACUUUUCAUCUAGUGCUACCACAGGACCCAGUAUAUGUGAUGGAUUGGGGCAAUAUUUUGUACAGACAUUUAUGGCUCCAAGAUGAUGUAUCCUGAAGACUUUGGUGAUACCUGGCGGUGCCAUCAUGAGGUCAUAAUUUCACUUUUUACCUGUAAAACUAAUGACUACAGAUACUUAAAGAAUCUCUCACAUUAACUUUAAGAUAAAUGCAGACGGUUUCACCAACAUUCCUGCUUUAGUCACAUUAAACAUACAUUUCUUUAUGCUGAUUUAAACUUGUCUACUGGUUGGAGAGUGAUUAAUUAAAAUUGUUUGAUUACAUUUUUUUUGAAACUGUAUAUUAUUUUACAAUAAUACACAAAAUAUACAAACUUUUAUACACACAAAAGUAUAAUAAUAAUAUCAAUGUACAGCAUAAAAUUAAUAAAGAAAAAGCAAAAAGAAGGGGGAUUAGAAUAAAAUCU